GAUCUGGGAAUCUCCCCUCCUCCUGGCUGCAAAAGAAAAUGAUCUCUCAGCCAUCCAGAAGCUGAUAGAGAGCCAUUCCUGUGACCUUCAUGAACGAGGUGCUGUUGGGGAGACAGCUCUUCAUGUAGCUGCCUUACAUAAUAACUUAGAAGCUGCUCAGCUGUUGAUCAAUGCAGCUCCAGAACUUGUGAAUGAACCUGUGACCUCUGAGCUGUAUGCUGGGGAGACAGCACUUCACAUAGCUGUGGUAAACAAAAACCUGGGCCUGGUGAAAGCUUUGCUUGUAAAGGGAGCAGACAUAAAUGGCCCUCGUGCUACUGGAUAUGUUUUCAAGAGAAGAAAUGACAGUCUUUUCUAUUUUGGGGAACACAUUUUAUCGUUUGCAGCAUGUGCUGGGAGUGAAACCAUUGUCCAGUUGCUGAUUGAAAAUGGUGCUAAGAUCCGAGUGCAGGAUUCACUAGGUAAUUCAAUCUUCCACAUCUUAACUCUCCAGCCCAACAAGGUAUCUGCUUGUCAAAUAUACGAUCUUCUUUUUUGCUAUGACAAGAAAGAGAAGGGUCUGGGAGACCCGGAUGCAGUCUUCAACUAUGAGGGACUCACCCCAUUUAAGCUGGCUGGGGCAGAGGGCAACACUGUGAUGUUCAGCCACCUAAUGCAAAGAAGAAAACACAUCCUAUGGACUUUUGGGUCUUUGACGUCUACCUUGUAUGACCUUACAGAAAUUGAUUCAUGGGGUGAUGAUCAAUCUCUUCUGGAACUUAUUGUCACCACAAAAAAAAGAGAGGCCCGAAGAAUCCUCGACCUUACUCCUGUGAAUGAGCUGGUUAGCCUGAAGUGGAAUAAAUAUGGACGGCCAUAUUUUUGUAUUCUGGCCUUAUUCUAUGUCCUGUACAUGAUUUGCUUCACAAUGUGUUGUGUCUAUCGACCGCUGAAAGAGCGAAGCUUCAACAAGACAAAUGAAAGAGAUAACACAAUCUAUGUUCAGAAACAUUUGCAGGAGUCUUAUAUUACUUCUGAAGAUAAUCACAGACUUGUUGGUGAGUUGAUCACUGUUGUUGGAGCCAUUGUGAUAUUGAUUUUGGAGAUUCCAGAUAUCUUCAGAUUUGGAAUUACCAAAUACUUUGGGCAAACUAUCCUCGGAGGACCUUUCCAUGCCAUCAUUAUUGUGUAUGCCUGUAUGAUUCUGCUGACCAUGGUGAUGCGUCUCACCAGUACCAAUGGCGAAGUUGUACCAAUGUCUCUGGCUCUGGUGCUUGGUUGGUGCAAUAUUAUGUACUUUGCACGAGGAUUUCAGAUGCUUGGUCCCUUUACCAUCAUGAUACAAAAAAUGAUAUUUGGAGACCUCCUCCGUUUCUGCUGGCUUAUGGCGGUGGUCAUCCUUGGGUUUGCAUCUGGUUGUUUCCACUACCAUUAUGUUAGAGCGCAAACUCCCACAGUGUCUCUGGCCUCGCUUAGGCAUCUGUGGAAAGGAAUAUGGCCUAGGUAACCAGAGAUAUUUGAGGGUUGAAGAUCAUUGUGAAAUAAGGCAGAUGCCUGUUAAAACAAAUGGGCCUUACCGGAGAGAUGCCUUUGAGAAAUACCUGCAGAGGAAACACAGAGAAGAUGUAGCAGCUGAUGGAAAAGAUGGUCGACCAAUUUUGACAAAAGAGCAAAAGUGCGUUGGUGCUCCUUCAAAUGCAGCAAACACUAAUAGUCACUGGAACAUCUUACGGCAGAAUACGCUUGUCCACAAGCAGGGAUAUACCAAUCAUGCCAUGGAAGAUGAGGAGGAGGAGGAGGUUUAUCAUGUGUGAAUGCAUAGGCCCAGGUGCCUCGGUGGAAAGUAAGAUAAACUGGUAUAAAGAAAUAAACAUUUAACAAAGCAACAUCUCCAUUCAAAAGUGUACAUAACAGACAUCAAAGACAGCUUCAGCAUUCUUGUAACACUGCACGCAGUGCUUCUGAGACAGAUGUAUAGAAUAUAUCUUCAUGCUUCUCAGAACAACUGGUCAACGGAAUGAUGGUAUACAGUUGUUCCCACCAGCUGAAACUCACUCAUACUUAGAAGCAAGACAGUGUAAUAUAGUGGUUAAAAGAGCUAGAUUAGGACCAGGGAGUCCAACAAUCAAGACCAAUCUCAGCUACAGGUUGAUGUUAGGCUAGUCUCUCUGCUCUUUGUCAGUCUACCUCAUAUGGUUGCCAUUGUGAGGAUCAAGGGCGAUCCUCAUAUAGGCUAACUUGAGUUCUUGGAAGAAAGCUGAGCUAAAUCUAGCACAUAAUAUUGUACAUGAAAGUCAAACACUAAUAAAGAUGAAUGCCAGUGGGGAUGUUCAGUGUUAAAUAUUUGCAUUCCAAGGAACAAGUAAACUCCACUUAAAGAUUCCAAAUGCAUGGCUGUGAAUUUAAAAAUGGGAAAUUGAUCUGUGUAAGGUACAUUUUAACAUAUACUAGACAACCCAUUGGGUCAUUGUUUCAGAGAUAUUGCCUUACCUAAAAAGAAUGAUCAAGGACGAAAAAGCAUUAGGAGUAAGAGUGCCUUUUAGUUGCCUCCUAUCUUCUUUGUGGCUGACUGCCCUCUGGCAGCUGAUGAUGAGACUGUUCUACACAGCCUAUGGAGGGCUAGAGUGGUACUAGUCUACCUGAUCUCCAGGGGUCAAAGGCAAGGCCAGUCUACCCAGCUUCCAGAGGGCUAGAGCAGGACCAGUCUACUAAACCUCUGGGCAGUGGUGUGGCAGUACUGAAAGGACCAUUAAUUUCAGGCCCACAGGAAUCCUGGACUUUGGACGCAUUCUGCAAGUUAGCCUUUUGAGGUAACUUGGUUCAAAAGUCGUUCUAUGAGGCACUGUUUUGCCUCAUUAAAAGACCCAGACAUAAGAGUUUUAUAAUAUAUAGAUUCAUAUGGAAAAUUAUGAAUAGCAUUUUAGUAGACAAUUAAAAAGAUUGCUGGAUCAGGACAUAUUUGGUGUGUGUUUUGUAUUAUGUAUUAUGUAUAGCAAAACAUGUAUUACCGUAAUUGAACAAAUGAGGCAGGUACUGUCUGUUGUUCACAACACUACAUUAAAUAUGCCAGUGCAUGGUGUCUUCAAUUUAUGAGCCUGGAAUUACGGUUAUAAAUCAUGUCACAUGACCUUAUCUGAUUUUACAAAUUUUUUGGAAAUAGUCACAAACAUAAACAUGGUUAUUAAGUGAAUGCAGUGGUCGUAAAGCAAAUCCCUUAUCCCCAGUGGUGUAUAUUUGGAAAUGGGAAGUAAACAUUUAUUUACAGCAAAAAAAUAAAUAAAUAAAUUUUAGUCACAUGAAAAUAUUCAUAAAUGCAGUCUGUUGUUGAGUGCUCGAAAUAUAAUCACAUGACCACAUGUGCAGGCCAUGAGAACGUAGAAGCCAGGUUGUAAGUAGGUCUGUUGUAAUUUUGAAUAGUCGCUAAGCAACUGAUCAUAAGUCAAGAAUCUCCUCUAUAUUAUCACAACAAUUUACUUAAUUUGCCUUAUGAAAUCAUGAAACAAAUGGUAUACAUUGAGGCAACUGAUAUUAUUUGUGCAACAAAUAUGUGACAAAUUUGUAUGACAAAUUUAAGUCACCACAGAGAUUUGGUUUGUUACAGGCAAAUUUAAUAUACUGAGAUCUGUUCAAUCAACGUUCUGUGCUACUGGAUUAUAGUGCUUGUUACAUUACUUUGCAUUUUCUUUAUCUCAGUUUUCUUUCCUUCUUUAUUAUCAUUACUAUCAAAGCAUGUUUCCACAAUUGGUUUGUGUCCAUGAGCCUCUCUAACUCAAAUUCUCUGGCAGUAAUGAUUGUGAAACACUUGGAGCUCUCCACGUUUGAGUGGAAACUCCAAAAAUUUUCCAAGCAUGGUCAUGAUUCUGGAUCAGCAUUGAAAAGC
Molecule: messenger RNA, 3859 nt
Organism: Thamnophis sirtalis
Lineage: Eukaryota; Metazoa; Chordata; Lepidosauria; Squamata; Natricidae
Source: RefSeq, a predicted model, not a curated record